AUGGAGAUCGCUCGAUCUAGCUUACCUCGAGCUGCAAAAUGCAUCAGAAUAACCGCUGUAGUCAACACCAGACGGUUAUUCACUACUGACCACACAAGACAGGAUCUUCACCAUUCCAAUCCGCAGCACCCAGUUUCCUCGUCGGGGUCCCGUGCCGACCCCGAACCGCCUCCCGACCUUCAACGAGUUGUAAUACUCGGUUCUGGCUGGGGCGGAUUCACGUUCUCCCGCCGCUUGUCGCCCUCGAAGUUCCAGGCGACCGUCAUCUCCCCUCGCUCGUACUUCGUGUUCACGCCGCUCCUGACCGAUGCUGCCGUGGGCUCUCUGAACUUCUCCGAGAUUGUGGAGCCGGUUCGGGACCGCAAAAACCAGAUCAACUAUGUUCAAGCGGCGGCGAGAAGUGUCGAUUUCAACAGGAAGGUUGUCGUCGUCGAGGCGAGCGUUGUGAAGAGCGGUGUUACUGAGUCGCCGAGGGUCGAGCAGGCUAAGAUACAGCAUGGGCAAGGCUCACAGAUAGGCAGUCCCCGGGGGGACGAGAGCCUUCGGCAAUGGGAGGCCGGGCAGCUGUUUGAGGUGCCGUACGACAAGUUGGUCAUCGCCGUGGGCUGUGUCAGUCGCACGUUUAAUACUCCCGGGGUGAGAGAGAAUGCAAUGUUCUUCAAGGACAUCGGGGACGCCAGGAGGGUGAAAAGGCGCAUGCGCGAAUGUUUCGAGCUAGCAGUCAUGCCCACGACCAGUGCCGAGAUGCGAAAGAACCUACUACAUUUUGCCAUUGUCGGCGGUGGCCCGACUGGCACAGAGCUGGCUGCAGCGCUCUGCGAUUUUCUCCACGAGGAUAUGUUUCAGAUAUACCCGCAGCUCAAAGCCGACACCCGCGUGACGCUGUACGACGUGGCCCCGAGCGUGCUGAACAUGUUCGAUAAAUCGUUGUCGGAUUACGCGAUGGGCGUGAUGCGCCGAGAGGGCGUCUCGAUCAAGACCAACCACCACAUCCAAGAACUUCGCUGGGGCGAGCCGCACAGGGAGCCUCCGUCCGAGAUGGAUCCGAAAGGAUGCCUGACGAUCAAGACCAAGGAAGACGGCGAGGAGGGUCUGGGGAUGUGCGUCUGGGCUACAGGCAACGAAAUGAAUAAAUUUGUCAACGAAGCGCUGGGCGAACUUGGGCAAUUUCCUGCGGCGUCGACUACUGGACUGCCUUCCGAUCAAAGGGGUGAUUCGCCAAGGUCCUGGAAAAUAAGAAAAGAACCCAAGACCGGCGCCCUGCUGGUCGAUAGGCACUUGCGAGUUCAACUAGAAUCCGACGAUGGCAGCGCCGCUGUUAUGAAGGAUGUCUUUGCCCUGGGCGACAAUUGCAUGAUAGAAGGCGGCUCUCCCCCUGCCACCGCGCAGGCUACAAGCCAAGAGGCCGGCUGGCUGGCGAAACGGCUCAACAAGGGCGAUCUUGAUAAAAACCCCGGUUUCAUGUUCAAGAACCUCGGCAUGAUAGCCUACCUCGGGAGCUCGAAGGCUCUGAUGCAGGUCCCUAUGGGGGACAGCUUACCAACAGGCAUCAAGGGUCGUACAGCGUGGCUGAUAUGGAAAGGCGCGUACUUGACGAUGAGCUUGAGCUGGCGGAAUCGCUUGAGGAUUUUGUAUUCUUGGCUUUCAAAUUGGGUGUUUGGCCGGGAUAUCUCGAGAUACUAA
Messenger RNA from Ophidiomyces ophidiicola, 1683 nucleotides. RefSeq lists its product as uncharacterized. Lineage: Eukaryota; Fungi; Ascomycota; Eurotiomycetes; Onygenales; Onygenaceae. The coding region runs from base 1 to 1683 and encodes 560 amino acids. Gene Ontology annotation, molecular function: NADH dehydrogenase activity. The record is from RefSeq and is a predicted model, not a curated record. The transcript has a single exon.